ACGCCCCUAGUGCCACCAUCGAAUCAAUUAUGUUAAGGAAAAUGCGUCGCUUCGAACGCAUUCAUGAUGUUGUCGAACCUGUCGAAGAGUAUCGUGCUGGAGGCUACCACCCAGUUCACCUCGACGACACCUUCCACCACAGGUAUCGGAUUGUUGGAAAAUGGGCAUUUGGCCAGUUUUCUACAGUUUGGAUUGCCGAAGAUACAAGGUUGUAUUCACGUUAUCUCGUUUCCUAUUUCGCCCGCGACUAUCAGACUUACUCUUUCCUGUCCUCUAGGAUUGAAAGAUAUGUUACGUUGAAGAUUCUCAAAGCGAAUAUUUCAAGUAACAGCCGCGAACGUUCUAUCCUCCUUCACUUAUCGAAAGCGGAUACACACCAUCCGGGGAAAAACCACGUUUUGCAAUUACUGGAUCAGUUUGAGCACCAAGGGCCUAAUGGCUUACAUCUUUGUCUCGUGUUCCCGGUCAUGAUGUCAGAUGGUGAAGCAAUGACUAUUCGGGAAAAACCACGCUAUCCAGGAGUUGAAGUGGAUAAUAGUGCCCCGCGGUAUCUUAUGAGUUCGCAGCGGCCCCGCGGAAUGCUAGACAAUGCAGCCUUCUCGACACUUCUAGUCAAGAUUGGUGAUAUGGGCGGAGCUAUGUGGAACACACAAGAUGAUUUUCUUCCAGUCACGCCAAUGAUGUUAAGGGCACCUGAGUUACUCCAACCCCAUUCGUGGAAUGAGAAGGUGGAUAUAUGGGCUCUAGGGUGUUUGAUAUUUCAACUUGCUACAAACGAGCCACUCUUCCCGGUAGAAUCUUUUGGCUGCACGAUUGACGAGGUUCAUGGGAUUUUGCGAUCUCUCAUGCACGAGCUAUUUGAACAAGGCAAUCAAAAAUUUGCUAUCUACAUUAGCGAGAGAUUACCGGCGGAUUUUGGCAAAGAAAAUACCGAAAAACUUGCAAAUUUUCUUUGGUCAGCAUUGCAGGAACGUCCGGAAGAACGAGAAUCAACCACCAGACUUCUCAAUCAUUCAUUUUUAGUUGGAUGA
Penicillium paradoxum is the source of this 1031-nucleotide messenger RNA. RefSeq lists its product as uncharacterized. Bases 30 to 1031 code for a protein of 333 amino acids. The transcript has 4 exons. Lineage: Eukaryota; Fungi; Ascomycota; Eurotiomycetes; Eurotiales; Aspergillaceae. The record is from RefSeq and is a predicted model, not a curated record. Gene Ontology annotation, biological process: protein phosphorylation; regulation of mRNA processing; spliceosomal complex assembly. Gene Ontology annotation, molecular function: protein kinase activity; ATP binding.